Messenger RNA from Mesorhabditis spiculigera, 816 nucleotides. Lineage: Eukaryota; Metazoa; Nematoda; Chromadorea; Rhabditida; Rhabditidae. The record is from the annotation of a GenBank genome assembly.
AUGGUCGUUGUUGAUGGUCUACAGCAGUAUUCGUUCCUGGAAAUUUCGGAUGAUCCGGAAAUUGGCAUAGGGCGGAGCCGUGUUAUUGAUUGCUCGCAAAUGGCCUCCUGGGACGUGAUAAACCGGGAUGUGUCGUCUCCGUCUGGUCCAGCGGGAUUUCCCUGUUCGGGCGAAGUUCCACUCAGCACAACACCGACGGAAGGUUGGGGAUACUAUGAUGUCGUUUGUGUUUCCCCGUUGGUGGCCGGCCAGAGCAUUAGUAUGGAAAGCUAUUUCACUGACGAAGACUGGAGCCUUCUAACGUCAGGGAACGUCGACAGGUUCAACGCUGUGUUUCAAUAUGUUUCCAAUUCGGAGUGGACCCGUGGAAUCGAGACAGUAUUGACUGCUGAGCUAUCGAGCAACACUGCAGUUCUAGACUCUUGGCCGGAACAGUUUUCCGCCAACUACUCAUCAGUCUGGCCCUCUAGCAAUCUAAUUAAAUGGAAAUAUACUUACCUAGGCGGUACGCAGGGACAGAUCACUCUAGAAACCGAUAACACCCAAUUGGAGCCGUGGAUCUUUGAGGAUCCUUAUUUUCCUGUCGGCAAACCGUUAAUUUUCGCGUGUUAUGCAGGCAAUUGCGCGAUUACAUCCGAAGGAAUGCACUCCUACGAGAUGGACGCCUGCAUGCCACCUCCUCCGAAAUGCGGCAAGGGCAACAAUCGCAAGCGUCGUAACGCUGCAUCUUCGUCCGAUCGACGCGACCAGCUGAAAGCGCUUCUGGGCGGCCGGCUGAAGUUUCCGAAAAAGUUAGGACGACUGUUUGACGCCAAA